UGAGCGCUGGUCUAAGCCUCCUGACAACUUCCUAAAGAUAAACAUUGAUGGUUCGUUCCUAAAAGAUAACAGUACAGGAGGUUGGGGUUUUUGUGUUAGGGAUGCUUCUGGAGAUGUCGUCGGUGCUGGCAUGGGCCAAAUCCACUUCCUGUCGGAUGCUUUGCAUGCAGAGUCGAUAGCUUGUCUGAAGGCGAUUGAGUUUGCUACUGAAGUUGGGUUUGGGCGUAUCAUCAUUGAAACAGACUCCACAGUGCUAGCCACAGCUCUUCUUUCCAAUGAAUUGGAUACUGCUCGUAUCGGAAUUCUCUUUCGGGAGGCAAAAUUUCUUCUUUUUACUAGCUUUAUUGAGUUUAAAGUGCAUGUGUGUAAGCGUGCCUGUAACUCAGUGGCACAUGUUCUGGCUACCCAUGGUGCCCAUAUGUCCCAGGGAGGUACCAUGUAUUGGCAUGACGCUGUUCCUGACAUUGUAUCUUCUGUGGUGGCUAGCGAUCUAGCUGCUUCUGCUUCUGUAUGUUAAUAAAGCCAGGUUAAAGUUUUCAAAAAAAAAAAAACUUCACCCAUCGUGGUGAGCCUCCAACGAUCAGUCAUGGUUUUUGUUUUUUCGCAGCGGUUCUCAGCAAGUCUACAUCAUCGCCGGCAUGCCAAAAGGUGAUACCCCGAGACUACAACAUGUACCGAUAACUCGCCUGUAAUCUACAGCAGUCCAGUGAGCAUUGCGUUCCUGAUGUCUCCGAAGCUCACAACUUAGUAACAUUUUUGGUCCAUGUCCAAAUAAUAGUCAAAACAUAGCAACAAAUUUCAGCAUCCCUUGUUUC
This is a messenger RNA of Triticum aestivum (bread wheat), 815 nucleotides long. RefSeq lists its product as uncharacterized. The record is from RefSeq and is a predicted model, not a curated record. NCBI's taxonomy places the organism in Eukaryota, Viridiplantae, Streptophyta, Magnoliopsida, Poales, Poaceae. Gene Ontology annotation, molecular function: RNA-DNA hybrid ribonuclease activity; nucleic acid binding.